AUGAAGAAGUUUGGCUUUGGAAAGAAAGGCGAUGAUGGCGACGACACUAACCGCCACGCCUUAUUCGGUCGCAAAAAGUCGUCUCAGUCUGUCUCUUCCGACAAUCCCUACGCCAAACAAGGCGGCAAAGAUCCCUACGCCGAUGAUGCAAAGUACGCCAACGUCACUCCUUACCAGCAAGCCCGCGCUGGUCUAAGCAAUGGCCCUUCCCCUGGCCCCGGUGCUCAAGCCGCCAACCCUUAUGGUGCUCCUCCUCCUGCCCAAGGAGGUCAUAACUCUCAGCCCCCAAGUGGUUACGGUGCUGACCGAUACGGAUCCGGAGGUGGUUAUGGUGGAAGCCGAUAUGGCGAUACUCCUUCGCAGAACCGCCCUGCUCCAUCUGCUGGUGCAAGAGGUCCGGGUGGUUAUGGUGGAUUUGGGCCUAGCGAGCCUGACAAUAACCGCGAUGACCUCUUUGCCGGCGCCCAGCAACGACAGGCCCAAAACCAGCAACCCGCCAACAACGGCCCACAAUCUGGGGCUGCCGGUGGCUCCUACGGUGGUUAUGGCGAGGAACGCGAAUUGACUGCUGAGGAACAAGAAGAAGCUGAAUACCAAUCUAUCCUUGCGGAGAAGCGACAACUCCAGCAGGAGAGUGCCUCUUCGGUCAACCGCUCAGUGCAGAUGGCUCGUCAAGCCAACGAAGUUGGUCGUGCCACUCUCGCUCGUCUGGGAGCCCAGGGAGAACGUCUUAACAACACUGAAAAGCAUCUUGAUUUGGCUGCCAACCAGAACAAGAUUGCACAGGAUCGAGCUGCUGAGCUCAAGACACUCAACGGCAGCAUGUUUGCCGUUCAUGUGAGCAACCCUUUCACCUCCAAACAGCGUAAAGCCAGGGCGGACGAGGAAGUUCUGAACCGCCAUCGAUCGGAAAGAGAACAGCGGGAGGCUACUCGCCGCGAUGGUUUCACAGCCAAUCAGCGCAUGGAGAACAACUUCAGAGAAGUGAACGCUGCUGCCCGACCAAGACAACAACCACGCAAAAAGGAUUACGGAAAGUUCAACUUGGAAGAUGAAGAAGGAGCCGACGAACUCGAGGACCAGAUCGAUGAUGGUAUCAACGAACUCGAGGGUCAGGUAUCCAUGAUGAACAUGGUCGGCCGAGCUAUUGGAAAGGAGGUUGAUGCGCAAAAUAAGCAGAUUGAUCGUAUUACGGAUAAGGCAAGUCGCUUCUCACCCCAACCAGUCUGGAUUCAUUGCUAA
Fusarium poae is the source of this 1242-nucleotide messenger RNA. RefSeq lists its product as uncharacterized. Gene Ontology annotation, biological process: vesicle fusion; exocytosis. The record is from RefSeq and is a predicted model, not a curated record. Gene Ontology annotation, molecular function: SNAP receptor activity; syntaxin binding. The coding region runs from base 1 to 1242 and encodes 413 amino acids. Lineage: Eukaryota; Fungi; Ascomycota; Sordariomycetes; Hypocreales; Nectriaceae. Gene Ontology annotation, cellular component: plasma membrane; SNARE complex. The transcript has a single exon.